UUAAAAAUCAUUAGGGAAUUAAGCCCUUGUCUGGCGCCCUCACCCGCUUCCAAGGUUCAAUUUCCCAAUCGUUGGCUCCUCGGUCUCUACCAUAACACACAACUCUUUUCGAUCUCUUUCAACUCUUAAUAGCCCGUUCUCUAAACCGAUCGAUUCUGGGUUUUUGUGUUCAUUGCCUUGACGGCCUCAGGAAAUUUGUGGCGGAGCCUUCUAACUUGUCAACGGAGUCAUUCAUUGGCGUUCUAAAUGGCCAAAAAAGCGACACCAACUACCACAACGUAUUCUCCGUCUCCUACUGUCCACAAAACCAGGCCAUCCCUCUUCAGAACCGAUGACGUCAACUGGGUUCGCCCCGAUGGCCGUGGCUUCCAUCAAUGCCGCCCUGCUUUUUUCAGGACUGGAGCUGUAAAUGCUGCUUCAGGAUCUGCUUAUGCAGAAUUCGGUAAUACCAAGGUCAUUGUUUCUGUAUUUGGCCCCAGAGAAAGUAAGAAAGCAAUGAUGUACAGUGAUAUUGGCCGGCUCAAUUGUAGUGUUAGUUAUACAACAUUUUCCACUCCAGUUCGUGGACAGGGAUCGGAAAACAAGGACUUCUCCUCAAUGUUACAUAAAUCUUUGGAAGGGGCAAUAAUAUUGGAAUCAUUCCCCAAAACAACAGUGGACGUAUUUGCCUUGGUGUUGGAAUCUGGAGGCAGUGAUCUUCCUGUUGUAAUAUCAUGUGCCAGUCUUGCUCUUGCUGAUGCUGGAAUUAUGCUUUAUGAUCUUGUUGCCUCAGUUUCUGUGAGCUGCUUUGGCAAGAAUCUUCUUAUUGAUACUGUUUUGGAAGAAGAAAACUACCAAGAUGGAAGUCUUAUGAUAACUUGUAUGCCAUCUCGUUACGAAGUCACUCAGCUCACAAUCACAGGUGAAUGGACAACUUCUAAAAUUAAUGAGGGUAUGCAACUUUGCCUUGAUGCUUCAUGCAAGCUUGUGGAGAUCAUGAGAUCAUGCUUGAAGGAAUCUGCCGUCACCAUUUCAGAGGAAUAAAAAGAGUGAUGUCUAAUGUCUCUUUUUAGUUUUAGUACGGAAAUCUCAACACCACCCCUUCCCCUUCCAUCCCCAAUUUUGAUGAGAAAGAAAAAUAUGUAAAAUCUUUGGAAAAUGGUUGAUUUGGAUUUUGCAUCAAAGUAAAAAGUAGCAGAGAAGUAUUCAUUGGUUGGUGGCUGACCACAGUAAAAAACAACUCCAAUGGCUGAAGAAGCAAAGUUGACUUGAAACCUCUUUUUCCUUUUUUUUUUCUUUUCCUUUUGGUUUUUUAGCGUUGGUAAGUCAAGUCAAAAGCCUUAUCCUCCUACUUCUACGGUUCUACCACGCUCCAUUUUGAAGUCUAUUCUCUAGUCAAAGUCUAUUUCAUUCUUUGUAUUUUUUUUUUUUCUUUUUGAAAUGUUUAGUUAUGAUCCUUUUAACACAUGGAUUCCAUAGAGGCAAACAAAGCCAUUGACUAUACUCUCUCGAUUCUUGUUUUGCAAAAUCCUAGUACAAGUUAACAUGGGAUUCCAAAGCUUAUGUAAGCUUUGACUUAUUCCUUUGAAGA
Molecule: messenger RNA, 1570 nt
Organism: Cucumis sativus (cucumber)
Lineage: Eukaryota; Viridiplantae; Streptophyta; Magnoliopsida; Cucurbitales; Cucurbitaceae
Product: exosome complex component RRP41-like
Exons: 8
Coding region: 247-1023 (258 amino acids)
Biological process (GO): nuclear mRNA surveillance; poly(A)-dependent snoRNA 3'-end processing; rRNA catabolic process
Cellular component (GO): nuclear exosome (RNase complex); cytoplasmic exosome (RNase complex); nucleolus
Source: RefSeq, a predicted model, not a curated record